This is a messenger RNA of Closterium sp. Yama58-4, 6417 nucleotides long. Lineage: Eukaryota; Viridiplantae; Streptophyta; Zygnematophyceae; Desmidiales; Closteriaceae. The record is from the annotation of a GenBank genome assembly.
AUGGCCUCUAUUCGCGUUCUUUCCUUCGAUGCUGAGGGUUGUCCCGUGCAGUUCACUUCCUGGCUCGAUGACCUGCAGUUGUAUCUUAUGAGCAAUAGCACGGACCACAUCUCCCUCUAUGACUACGCGUCUGGUGCUGCCGCUGCUCCUGCUGCCACAGCCGAGCUUAGUGUACGUUCACAGUGGCAGACUCGUGACGCUGCAGCUCGCCUGGCUAUUCGCAGUCACCUGCCGUUAGCUGAGCUAGAGCACUUUGGCGACUGCAAAACCGCUAAGGCCCUAUACGACGCUGUCGUUGCUCGCUACUCCUCACCUGCCACAGCCGAGCUUAGCCGUCUCAUGCUGCCUUACCUGUUCCCUGACCUGUCCACCUUUGCUACAGUCGCCGAUCUUAUCACCCACCUUCGCACUAGUGAUGCUCGCCUGCGUGCCGCCCUUCCCACCGAGUUCUGCGCUAAGAACCCCCCUCCCCUGUACUGGACACUCCACUUCAUAGUCACCCGUCUCCCUGACACCCUCAGCUCAGUGCGCGACUAUUUCCUUGCUCGCUGUCCCACUGAGCUCACUGUCGCCCUCCUAGAGGAGAAGCUGCUAGCAGCCGAGAAGAGCAUUGUGGCUGUUGGUGCUGCUCGCGGCACUCCUCGCACCCCCAUCUUUGAGGGGUGCUCUCCCUCUCCCCUCGCUCCCUCCUAUGCUACUGCUGCUGCUGUUGACUUCCUUGGUGCUGAGUCUGCUGGCGCUGCUUCUGCUCCUGGUGGGAGGCGCCGCACCGGCAAGGGCAAGGGGGGCAAGGGUGGCGGGGGUGGCGCUGGGGGGGGAGGGGGUGGGGGAGGUGGGGGGGGAGGCGGUGCUGGAGGGAGCGGUGGCGGGAGUGCCGGUGGGAGUGGGGCCGGCGGCGGAGGCGGGGGCGGCGGCGGGAGCAGUGGCGGUGGUGGCGGCGGCGGCGGUGGCGGCGGUGGCGGUAGUGGCGGUGGCGGUGGCGGUGGUGGCGGUCGGAGCGGAGGUAGUGGCGGCGGUGGAGGUCGGAGUGGAGGCACCGGCUCGGGCCAGAGCUCCCAGCAGCAGCAGCGUCCCCAGUCGACCCAGCAGCUUCGUGAGUGGCUUGCUCAGCGUGGGACGUCGGGGGGCAGUGGCCGCUGUUCCUAUGUCAUUCGCACAGGUGAUCGCAAGGGGCAGACGUGUGGAAAGUUCCACACUCAGUACCGCUGCUUCUUCCGCCUUGACGACGCUUGGCGUGAGGAGAUGGGCGAGGAUGUUGAGCGCCCUCGCUGGGCUGAGCUGAUGAGGGCUGGUGUUGAUAUCUUUGCUCUUGACUAUGAUGCUAUUAUUGCUGCCAUGUAUGCAUUGACUGUUAGUGCCGAGGGAGACUGUUACUUGUGUGUGCCGCCUGACCCAGGUAUAGGGCCCGCUGCCCUAGGUACUAGUGAGUCUGCUCUCUCUGGUAUGGUGCCCCCUGUACCUGCUCCCUCCAGCACUGUCCCUGCUGCUUGCGAGUCUGCUCUCUCAGGUACAGCACCCACAGAGACUGCUCUCUCAGGUACUGCACCGACUGAGACCUGUCACACCUUCACCCUUGACUCAGGUGCUUCCCGCUGCUUCUUUCGAGACAGUACUGAGCUCACACCGCUUCCUGCACCGGUCCCAGUCUCCUUGGCUGACCCCUCUGGGGGCCCAGUCCUUGCCCAGUCCACCACUGUGCUCCCUUGUCCGGCGGUUCCGUCUGGCUCGUUGACGGGUUUCCACCUCCCCUCGUUCUCGACGAACCUGGUGAGCAACGCUGUCAUCCAGGAUCAGUGGGUUGACACCUUUACCCCUGGAGGACAGCGUGUGGCGAUCUGCACGUGCUCCAGGACCGGCCGUCACCUGGCUACGUUUACCCGUCGGCCGGGGUCGAGUCUCUACACACUGACCACUGCGUCUCCUCAGGUCGCUGCUGUCGGUCAGGUGUCCGCGUCAGGUCUGGUGGCCCACGCCUGUGAGUGUCGUUCCCUGUCGCACCAGACUCUUCUCUGGCACCACCGCCUGGGUCACCCCUCCUUGCCACGCCUUCGUGGCAUGCACCGUCGCCACCUUGUGUCUGGUCUUCCCAGGUCCCUCCCUCCCCUCCCUGCCUCGCCUGCGCCGCCUUGCCUUCCUUGUGUCGAGGGGCGGCAGCGCGUCGCUCCUCACUCCUCCUCGUUCCCCCCGACAGAGGCUCCUCUGCAGACCCUCCACCUGGACGUGUGGGGCCCAGCCCGCGUUCGUGGUCAGGGCGGUGAGCGGUAUUUUUUGCUGGUUGUCGACGACUACUCGCGUUACACCACGGUCUUCCCCUUGCGCACCAAGGGUGAGGUCCCUGCUGUUCUGAUCCCUUGGAUCCGCACAGUUCGUCUCCAGCUCCGCCGCCGUUUCCGGACGGAUCUUCCUGUCCUGCGUCUGCACUCUGACAGAGGUGGUGAGUUUUCCUCCGACCUCUUGAGGACCUUCUGUCAGGCGGAGGGCAUCGAGCAGACCUUCACGCUUCCGGACUCCCCACAGCAGAAUGGGGUUGCUGAGCGCCGCAUUGGCCUGGUCAUGGAGGUCGCUCGUACCUCCUUGGUCCACGCGGCGGCUCCCCAUUUUCUGUGGCCGUUUGCUGUCCGGUACGCCGCGCAUCAGCUCAACCUCUGGCCCCGUGUCUCCUUGCCGGAGACCUCGCCCACACUGCGUUGGACGGGGGAGGUUGGCGAUGCGUCGCGCUUCCGGGUGUGGGGUGCUCGUGCCCUUGUCCGCGAUACGUCCGCGGACAAGCUCUCCUCCCGCACGCUUCCCUGUGUCUUCCUUGGCUUUGUCCCUGACGCGCCUGGCUGGCAGUUUUACCACCCCACCUCGCGCCGGGUCUUCGCCUCUCAGGAUGUCACCUUUGACGAGUCGGUCCCUUUUUACCGUCUCUUCCCCUACCGCACUGCCCCCCUCCCUCCCCCACCGCUUUUCCUUGCUCCUGGCCCCCCUCCGGUAGACCCCCUUCCCCCUCAGGGUCCUGCUCCUUCAGGUGUCUCUCAGGUAGACCCUCCUCCCGUCGCUGAGCCUGUCGAGGUCACAGGUGACUCAGGUGCUGCUGCAGGUGGUACUGCUGGGAGUGCUGAGCCUGGGGGUGCUGAGCCUGCGGGUGCUGGGCCUGGGAGUGCUGGGACUGCGGGUGCUGGAGCUGAGGGUACUGUGCCUGAGAGUUUGCCGCCUGGGGGUGCUGAGCCUGGGGGUGCUGCGACUGGGGGUGCUGAGCCUGCGUGUGCGGAGUCUGGGGGUGCUGAGUCUGGGGGUGCUGAGCCUGCGGGUGCUGAGCCUGGGGGUGCUGCUGCUGAGCCUACGGAGCCUCGGGUUGCUGCGUCUGGGGGUGCUCCGGUUCGGGGUGCUGAGCAGUCUCUCACACCGCAGCAGCUUCGUGACUGGUACGUCCGGCGCUUCCGCCGUCCUCGUGGCUCGGCUGGAGUUUGGGGUGCUGGAGCUGCUCGUCCUGGGGGUACUGGAGCUGCCGGGACUGGUUGUUCUGGGAGCACUACGACUGGAGCUGCUGGAGCUGGGGACUCUGGCGCUGGCGGUGCUAGCGGAGUUGGAGCUGCCGCCUCUGGGGGUACUCUUCCUAGCGGUGCUGCGGACCCUGGGGGUGGCGCUGCUACUGGUGCUGCGGACCCACCUGGUGGAGCUGCUGCUGGAGCUGAGGACCCGAGCGGUGGCGCUGCUGCUGGUGCUGGGGACCCGGGCGUUGGAGCUCCUACUGGUACUGAGGACCCGGCCGCUGGAGUCUCUUCUGCUUCUGGAGACGCUGCGCGGCCGCGACCGUACUUCGUACCGCUCCUUCAGCAGGUUCUUGGGCAGGCUCCUCCUCCUUGUCCUCCUCCCUCCGUCGAGUGUCCUCCGCCUGUCCAGCCGCAGUCACAGUUACCGCCUACCUCGCCUCUCCCUGCUCCCUCUCCUUACACUGGUCCCACAGGAGGUCUUGCAGAGCGUCGUGAGCCUGAGUCUCGUCCUGCGUCGCCUGUCCGUACUGCUCGCACUGGUCGUCGUGUCCGUCGUGAGCGUCCUCCUCCUGUCCCAGGCACUCACUACAUGACUCUGCGUCCCUCUACUGCUCCUCAGCGUGUCCCUCUGCCGUCUCCUCCUGCGUCCUCUUUGCCUGCUGUUCCGGACCCUGAGUCUGACCGGUAUCGUGCUGAGCACCCUACUGUCACGCGUCUCCUAGCUACUGUUGUCACUGACCCUACCUUUGAGUCCUCGGCUGCGUCUGCUCUGGUCGCUGAGUUGGUUGACUUUGCUGCUGCCUGUCGUCUAGACUACGCUGCUCGCCUUGUUGCUGGGUCUGAGUCUGCGUCUGUCUGUCCUCCGUCCGUCGGGGGUGAGUGUGCUCUUGGCACGGACGUCCUUGAGGACAGGCAGGAGGACUUUGACUCUCUCGCGGCUGCUGUACCUCAUCUCGUGGCCUCGUUGCUUGCCCCUGAGGGAGACCCGGAUGCACUAGACAUCCCCACUCCGCGCACUUACGCAGAGGCGAUCUCGGGCACCUACGUCGACGAGGUUCCCCCUCCUGGGGCGAACAUCGUCGAUGGCAUGUGGAUUUUCAGGGUGAAGCGGCCGCCAGGUUCUCCGCCUGUCUUCAAGGCUCGUUACGUUGCUAGAGGCUUCAGUCAGCGUCAGGGGGUCGACUUCUUCCAGACCUUCUCCCCCACCCCGAAGAUGACCACUCUUCGGGUUCUGCUGCACGUUGCUGCUCAGCGUGACUACGAGCUUCACUCUCUUGACUUCAGCACAGCGUUCCUGCAGGGCAGCUUGCACGAGGAGAUCUGGCUGCGCCGCCCACCUGGCUUUACUGGGUCGACUACACUUGCGGCUCUUGGGUUCGCGCCGUCUACUGCUGACCCGUCGCUGUUUCUGCGCACAGACACGUCGCUGCCGCCGUUCUACAUUCUCGUGUACGUCGACGACUUGGUCUUUGCUACUGCUGACACUGAGGCACUCGCUCGUGUGAAGUCGGAGCUGCAGAAGAGACACACCUGCACUGACCUGGGUGAGCUGCGUAGCUACCUUGGCUUGCAGAUCACCCGGGACAGAGCUCGCCGCACCAUCACCCUGACUCAGUCACACAUGGUGCAGCAGGUCCUUCAGCGCUUCGGCUUCCAGUUCUCCUCACCACAGGCCACACCUCUGGCUACCAGCCACUCGCUCUCAGCUCCACCUCCGGACGAGUCCGUAGAGCCGAGUGGCCCGUACCCAGAGCUUGUGGGCUGCCUCAUGUACCUGAUGACUUGCACGCGACCUGACCUCGCGUACCCUCUUAGCAUCCUUGCUCGUUACGUUGCGCCUGGGAGACACAGGCGAGAGCACUGGGAGGCUGCUAAGAGGGUGCUGCGCUACUUGUGCAGUACAUCAGGCAUGGGGCUGGUGCUUGGAGGACGCGACAGAGUUGUCCUCACUGGCCACUCGGACGCUUCUUGGGUGGACGACCUGGCUACGCAGCGGUCGUCACAGGGUUACACCUUCAGCCUUGGUUCUGGUUCUGUCUCGUGGCGGUCCACCCGCUCUUCCUCUGUUCUCGGCUCUAGUUGUGAGGCUGAGAUCUACGCCACAGCCAUGGCUGCACAGGAGUUACGCUGGCUCACCUACCUGCUGACUGACUUGGGAGAGCGGCCUAGUUCUCCUCCAGUUCUGUACGGUGACAACAAGGCGGCUCUUGCCUUGUGUCAGGAGCACAGACUGGAGCACAGGACGAAGCACAUUGCUCUUCGCUACUUUCUUGCUCGAGAGCUUCAGCAGCGCGGUCAGCUUCGGCUUGUGUACGUGGACUCGAAGGCCAACACUGCUGAUAUCUUCACCAAGGCGCUCCCGCCUAGUGAUCAUCAGCGGCACUUUACUUUGAAACCCUCCCCUGGCCAUCGCGCUCACGUUCACCCCAUCGUAUCGCUAUCUCUCCGUGCUGCCCGCCGCCUCGCCAUCCCGUCGUUCGCCUCCUCUCCCCUCGGAUCCCGUCGUUUGCCUCCUCUCCCUUCGGAUCUCGUCGUUCGCCUCCUCUCCCUUCGGAUCCUGUCGUUCGCCUCCUCUCCCCUCGGAUCUCGUCGUUCGCCUCCUCUCCCCUCGGAUCCCGUCGUUCGCCUCCUCUCCCCUCGGAUCCUGUCGUUCGCCUCCUCUCCCCUCGGAUCCCGUCGUUCGCCUCCUCUCCCCUCGGAUCCCGUCGUUCGCCUCCUCUCCCCUCGGAUCCGGUCCUUUGCCUCCUCUCCCCUCGGAUCUCGUCGUUCGCCUCCUCUCCCCUCGGAUCCGGUCGUUCGCCUCCUCUCCCCUCCCAUCCCAUCGUUCCGAUCUCUCUUCCCGUCGCAACCGUUCUUUCCCUUUGCAUCACCUUGUCUAUGGUAUUUUUUCCUCUCUUUCUUCGACUCCCUAUUUUUUUACCUCUAUCAGCCUCAAGUCUAA